CUUUGGCCGCUAUUUUUCCCUCAGCCCUUUUGAAUUGUUGGCUGACCCAUCGAAAUCAACCAGCGAAUUUCUAAACAACAAAGUUCCACCGAUUGGACUGUUUAGCAAUAUGACGAUGCAACGCUUGGUUGAAACGGCCCAAGGAACAUCUGCCGGGAUGACAGAAUCCAUGACUGAAAAUAGCGGAUUAGUCAACGCCAGAGCGCUUCGAAAUGGCAAAUCUAAAAAGAAGAAGAAGAAAUCUGUCAAUAAAUCCAAUCUCGGCUCACCACACCAUGAUGCGUCCGCCGCUGUAAACGAUGACGACGACGACCAUCCCAUAGAAUCUAUUCAUAGUCAAGACUUAUCUUCUCGGCAACAGUUUGACGACAUGCCCAACGCAACAUCGAACAAAAGGAAAAAGAAGAAGAAGAAGUCCAAAUCAUCUGCAAUGGAAUCUAUUGACAAUCAGGUCACUCAUUCCCAGCCUUCCGCCUUGCAUUCACAUAAUCUUACGUUGCCGUACAAAUCUGAUAACGAUUCUCGCACGAAGUUCUCCGGGGAUAAUAUAUGGUCCAGUAACAAUAAUAGCGAAGAGCGUCAGAGAAUACGAGAGUUCUGGUUACAAUUAGGCGAAGACGAGCGUCGAUCGCUGGUCAAGGUCGAAAAAGAAGCUGUGCUAAAAAAAAUGAAAGAACAACAGAAACAUAGUUGUAAUUGUUCAGUGUGUGGCAAAAAGAGAACCGCCAUAGAAGAAGAAUUGGAGAUUCUCUAUGAUGCUUACUAUGAAGAGUUGGAACAGUACGCAAAUCAUCAGCAAAGUAAUCAUGGUUACGGUAUCGCGCGUUCUCUCCAAGAUGGAUAUGCUAGCAUGCGAACAGAUGCCGCUUUAGUGGAUGCCUACGCAAACCAAAUUCUUGCAUCAAAGAAUCCAUUAGAUCACCAGGACGACUAUGAUGACGAAGACGAUGAAGAUGAAGACGAAGACGACGAAGACGAUGACGACGAAGAUGAUGACGACGACGAAUACGAUGGCGACUAUGAUGAUGAAGACCUUAGUAGCCGACAUGGUGAGCACAUGAUGGGCAAUGGUGACCACUUCAACUUUGGCAAUAGCCUCACCGUCAAAGGAGGCAUCCUCACCGUCGCCGAUGAUCUGUUGAAAAACGAUGGCAAAAAGUUUCUUGAUAUGAUGGAGCGACUUGCUGAGCGACGAAUGCAGCGAGAAGAAGAAGCUGGCUUGGAUCAGGAUGAAUACUACGACGAUGAUGAUGAAGACGACGAUGCAUAUGAAGAUGAAGUGGAUGAAGUGAGUGACGACGACGCAAAUGGACUCACCUUUAGACGCAUGAUGGGUGCUUUUUACUUACAUCAACUCCAUUAUAGGAUACCAUGACAGAAGAACAGCGAAUGGAAGAAGGACGGCGGAUGUUCCAAAUAUUUGCCGCACGGAUGUUUGAACAGCGCGUUCUUACAGCGUAUCGUGAAAAGAUUGCACAAGAGCGACAACAGCGCCUUUUGGAAGAGCUGGAAGAAGAAGAUCGACAAAA
This is a messenger RNA of Umbelopsis ramanniana AG, 1529 nucleotides long. RefSeq lists its product as uncharacterized. The coding region runs from base 110 to 1375 and encodes 421 amino acids. Lineage: Eukaryota; Fungi; Mucoromycota; Umbelopsidomycetes; Umbelopsidales; Umbelopsidaceae. The transcript is spliced from 4 exons. The record is from RefSeq and is a predicted model, not a curated record.